CAGACCGUCGAUUUUCAUUCAGAACAAAAAUCACAGCUUUUGGAUUCAUUCCUAUUUCGCCGGCAUAUUUCCCUUAUUUAAUCCCUUCGCGCCAUUCUUCAAACUCUUCUCCAGAUUUCCUCCUGUAAUUCGAUGAGGUGCUACCUUAUGCUUUCACAGUUCAUCUAUGGCUUCCACGAGUCAGAAGAAGCAAUAUGAACUCAGAUCUAUGGAGAUCUGGAUUACAGAUCGAUGUUAUACACCGUUGCUCCUUUUGUUCCACCUGAUAAACAACAGUGUGUUUGAUGCGCCUCCGAUUUGAGAGUCGGCAAAACGGUUUGUUGUAUAUUUUAGUAGCUGAUUUAUUUUUUGAGUAAUUAUUUCAAAUGAAUCGCAUCUGUUUGCUCAUUUCAAUAUAUUGAAUGUAGAUUGUUUAGAGUAAGAGGGGUUGUAAAUUGCUAAAAGGUUGUGGGUAACGGUAAACAGAAGUUUUGUGUUGAGUUGUUGGGAGAUGUGAAGAACUGACAGUCGACGCUUGGUGAGAUUUUGUGAGGGAAAAGAAAGGAGCGGUGAAAAAAAUGUAGUGAUGAUUCUGUUAUUGUCACCCGACCUUUGCCUUGACGGGUGCGCUUGCAUGGCAGGUCAAAAAAACCUAAUAAAAUUCAUAUUCUUUGGGUUUCGGGGGGAGAUGGCACGGGAUCAACUUUUAAGUUUAUUUUGCCCAGCUCUCCCCCCUGUUGUGUCUUGUGUCUUUGCUUUUGUUUCUUUUCUUUUUAUCCUCUCUACAUCUUUGUUUCGCACUCCUUAUCAAUGGUUGGCUUAACGACAUAAAUGAUGCAACAUUGCUUUCAAUCAAAGAAAAUUGGAUAAUCAACUCAACUAAUUUCAGUAGAUUGAAAGUGGCAUUCAAUUUUGGAAAGGAAAUGAUCUACAGUAUGACCAUCGCACACAUGAGGCACAUUCCUUUGCAAACACUCAAAGGUAGAAUCUGUAAGGUAAACCUCCAUUUAUCUUCUCUGCAUGGCCAUUUCACAAGUGUUGAUGUUUUAAUUUAAUUAUUAAUCUCUAUUUCUCAGAUUGGUUUUUGCAAUGUCCCAGUGUUCCUCUGCUGGCUUAGACAUGAGUUACUA
Rubroshorea leprosula is the source of this 1109-nucleotide messenger RNA. The record is from the annotation of a GenBank genome assembly. NCBI's taxonomy places the organism in Eukaryota, Viridiplantae, Streptophyta, Magnoliopsida, Malvales, Dipterocarpaceae.